AUCCAAGCCUUUUUGGUUUCCUCUAAUGCGGGGGUCGGCAACCCGCGGCUCUAGAGCCGCAUGCGGCUCUUUAGCGCCGCCCUAGUGGCUCUCUGGAGAUUUUUCAAAAAUGUAUGAAGAAUGGAAAAAGAUGAGGGGGAAAAAAAUCAAUUUUUUUGUUUCAGAAUGUUUUCUGUGGGAGGACAAACAUGACAUAAACCUCGCUAAUUGUUAUAAAUCACACUGUUUAUAUUAAACAUGCUUCACUGAUUCGAGUAUUUGGCGAGCGCCGUUUUGUCCUACUAAUUUUGGCGGUCCUUGAACUCGCCGUAUAGUUUGUUUCCAUGUAUAACUUUCUCCGACUUUCUAGGACGUGUUUUAUGCCACUUUUUCUAUCUAAUUUUGUCCACCACACUUUUAACGUUGGGCAUGAGUGCACAAAGUUGCGAGAGAAGAGGGGAGCAGUCUCUGUUCGUGUCCAACUCGUCCACUAUCUCAAUCAGCCUUUCAACUCUAUCCGAGGGAAGCACGGCCCCGGCGUUGUUCCUGAACUUCUUUCUCAGGCUCUCUUGGGUCAGCGGUUUGCGCCAGUGACCGUAAAAGCUGUCGCAGCGCCCCUUCAGGAUGUCCCCCCCGACAAGCGCCACCUGGACCUCGCCAUACAUCUGGUUGAAAUUAGCUGGGUUGUCGUGGGGGUGCUCCACGCGGACACGACCAAGCAGCUGGAGGAGCUCAGGACGCGUCAUGGCGGUAGGGGUGAAGGACUCCACGGCCACCUCACCGUCCAGGAGGGCGCUACAAGCGUUGAACUGGAAAGAAUGGCGGGCCUGGUGGUCCGACUCUGGAAAAGGCCUGUCGAUGUAUUUCGACAGGGGUACCCGCAGCAGGAUGUCCUGAAUCUGACUCGGAGACACAGUGCCCGGACCUAAACCCACAAGAUGCUUGUGAACCGAGGCCGCAGCAUCCGCCACCCAGUGCAUUCCCAGAUGUGCGGGGAAGCGCUUGAAAGCCAUAUCCUGCUCUUCUAGCAAGAACUCGUGGCCGCCAUUGUCACUCGGUGACUCCAGAUGCUGCGGCGCGUAGUCUUUGUAGAAAGCGUUGAAACCGGCGACCCCUUCGACAGCAUCCAGGACUAGCUGACUCGCCUCAAGCCCCUGAGAGGCCAGCAGAGCAGCCUCCAUCCCCAAACGGGAGGCAUUGCCGAUGUGGAUGGGUUUGGACUGCGUGGCAGCGUUGGCCAUCGGGGCCCCUGAUAGAGAAGCAGCGAUGGCUAAGGCGUGGCUGCACUGGGAUGGAUUCAGCAACAAGAGGCAAGCACAGGCUGCUGCACUUCCCAUGGUGCCCACCACACUGGGAGGGUGAAAUCUGAGAACCUCAUCAGACGGCCCUGGAUCUCAACGCCGACAUUGAAAGCCAGCAGGAAGUCCAGGCCACUGGGUUUGCUGUUGGCGGGCAUCAUUUCGCUGAGAGCCAGCACAGCGGGAAGCACCGCUCCUGAAGGAUGAGUGGCAGGGUGCCAUGUAUCAUCAAAGUCCAUGGACUGUUUGUGCUCACCGCCACUCCGUUGACAAAAGCCGCCAGUGUCGGCGAGAGCUUGGUGCCUCUGCGACCGUAGACGGAGCUGACGUCAUGAUUGGCGUACACGAGCUGCGAAGGGGAAAGGGCGGAGGCAGGCUCACCUGGCAGUGAUGCAGUGCCAGUUGAAACACUUCUGUUGUGCUGCCCAGGAGACCGACUCCAAUACUGUCCAGCACCAUCCUCUUACUGCGGGAGAGGACCACGGAGGACAAGUGCUGAGGCUUCACUUCACUGAUGAACUUUCCAAAACUGGCCGUGACUGUGUCCUCAGGAGCCGGGUGCUUCAAGACUGGAUAGAAGCACUUUUGAAAUUGAGGGUUUGGAAAGAGUUCCUAUGCUGACAAGAGGAUGCCGGAACAGGUACGUUUAAUCCAUGUCACACAUACAACCACAGCAUUUAUACUACCUUGUUUUGGCAUGACACAGACACAUACAGAGUUAAGUGUACCUGUAGAACGGAGCUCAUGGCUUCUAUCUGGUCCAAGUGUCUUCAGUUCUUGACGCUGUUGCUUUGUCGUCAACAAAUUAAGAAGGAUGCUGAUGCUGCUCAAGUGGAGCGGGGAUCAGCCUUAUAUAGUCAUGACGAUGGAACAAUGACUAAAGGAAGGAAGGUGGAACAAGGAAGGGCUUUAAUUUUUUAGAAUGUGUUGGGAAAAAGUAGGUGGGACUCCAUUGUACCACGUACAUGUCGUCAUCUAUCAGGUUGAACAAAGUAAAGCUGUUGGGAAUUCUUGUUAACCCCUCCUACUUUUUAAGAUUGUGUAUUUAUCCAUGCCCGGCAGAACCUCAACAUUUCAUAUGAGCAUCUUCAUCAGUUCAAGUAAAUUCAGAGCGCAGAAGCCAUGGCCACAAUAGAUGGUUUUCCAGCCAGUUUCUACAGUGAACCAGGAGUUUUGGGAAUGUUAUCAAAUGGAAUUAGUGCGUUCCUUGUACUUCUGCAGAACUUUGGUACAGCGCACACUGGCAUAGAACCACAGGGCGUGGAGAACAUACUUGCAGGCGUCCAUCUUAUCCUGAUUGGUGGUAUCUGCCAGCUGGUGGCAGGCUUGCUCUCCUUCAGAAAAUAUGAUCAUCUCAGUGCCACUGCAUUUGUCGGCUACGCUGCUCUUUGGGGAAGUUUCGGUGCCACCCGAAUCUACUUUGGUGCGUUAUCCAUGAACUCCACAGUACCACAAACAAUAACAGCCAACAUGACAAUGUUGAAUGACACCACGGAAAUCCCAGUCUGCUAUUUAUUUCUGUCCCUAAAGGAGUCUGCUAUUGCUGGCCUUGUUCCCUAUAUCCUCUUAUCGUCUGUCCUUGCCUUUUGUUCAGCCACAGUCAACUACAUCAUGCCUUUUGUUUUUGGCGCUAUAACAGCCACUUUAAUUUUUGAAGCAGUAGCUCUAGUGUCAGGUUCAUGGUCUCUUGUGGUAUCCGGGGUUCUUGAAUUGCUAAUCCUGAUGUUCGCCAUCUACGGUUCAGCGGCCCUGCUCGUUAAAGGUCUGACUCAACGUCUCGCUCUCAAAGGCUUUGGUACUCCACUCUUUAAUGUCCUUCUGCUUGGUACUGCCAGUUCAGCUAAGAACCAGAGCCCUGGUGCAGAGAAGAAGAAAAACACAAAGUAUGCCGAACCCAUGGCCCUGGGUUACUUAUGUGACACAGUUGCACCAUUCAUUUUUGCAUUUUACAGCUUUGGGUUCAUGACAUCUUUCGGUUUGGGAGUUGCUUGGGUGUCAAUCAACUCUGCCGCCCAGCUUUUCUCGAGCUACUACUCCCAUCUACGCCAAGAUGGCUACCAUACAACUAAGUUUGGGUUUCAUGCUACGUAUUGGCUCAUCAAGGCUUGGGAGGAGUUUUUAGCAUCUGUUCUGAUUGUAGAGGACACCAACGUCACCUCGGGGAGAAACCCGAUGGUAGGAAACUGGUUCUUUGUGGUGGCAGCCCUGGUGCUUUGCAUUGGAAGCCUGAGCAUGGAUGUCCUGGAACUGGUCCACAACAUACUGUUCCUCUUGCUCACGAUCUCCACAAUCCCCCAGAUCCCUCUUAAAGACUACUACAUAUUCUUUGGGGUCGCUUGUUCCAUCUUCACUGCAGCCUCCUUGUACGGGACCUUCUCACGGCUCAUCAACACCAUUGCAGAGAAGUUGCUAAUCCCUGUUGGACCACAACCCGUCUCCACAGCCCAGCUGAAGAGAGUUUUCAACUGGAGUAGGUCCACAGAAACAAAACAAGCGUUAACUAUCCAAACAGACCAGGCUUCAGAUGCCCUGUUUUACCUGGUAAAUGGAGUUGCAGCUCUGUCCGCACUUCAUGCAAGCGUAAACAGCACCAAUCCUUCAUUCCUCCAUCUGACAAUCCCUUGGGUCCUCAUCUCUGGCGCAAUCAUCCAAGCCUACGUCAGUCGACUUAAAGUCACAGGAGCAAGCCAAUUUGGCUCCGUCAUCUCGUCCGUCUACGUAGCAGUGUGGGCAACAUGGACCUGGUUUAGAUUUGCAGGUCAACUACUUCAGCUUUCAAAUGAAGUUGCUUACGAUUUUACUGCAGGAGCGAUUGCUUUCCUGGUCAUCAACGGUUUCGUCAUUUUUAGUGCUACGUACAGGAACUUGGUUUUAGUGUUCUUAACAGCAACCAUGGAGGUGAUACUUGUUUGUUUACUACUUUCAACUCUUCAGCAGCUACCUUAUCAGCUAGAAAUGGCCAUGCUUGCAAUCUUUUCCAUUAUAUGUUUGUAUGGAGCUAUGGCAUCAUUGCUAAACAGCAUCUUCGCCCAGAGAUUACUACCAUUGGGCCCUCCUUUGUUCAAGGAGCAAAUGAAGCAGGACCGUGAACAAGAGCUACCUUGCCCCUUGGCAAACUCCAAACUCACCUCUGGGCUUCUAAAAAUCGCCGCCAUUCUGGAAAAGGGCGGAGUAUGCGGUAUUCCCACAGACACAGUGUACGCUUUGGCCGCAUCUUGCAAGAAUCCGCAGGCUAUUGAGAACAUUUAUAACAUUAAGGACAGACCAGCAGAGAAGCCCAUUUGUAUUUGCAUCUCCAGUGUGAAGCAGCUGGUAGAAGCCAAACCUCCCUUCAGCCCUCUGCUUUGGGAGUUCAUGCGGAAUGUGUAUCCUGGAGGUAUCAGCUGCAUCGUCAGCAAAGGGGAUUGGCUCCUCAGAUUAGGGGUGGGACCGGCUUACGACCGCGUGGGCACAAGGGACAGCAUCAUGAUCCGAGUGCCCGACCACACCGUGACCCGCCACUUGUGCGAUAUCACUGGACCGCUUGCUAUCACCUCGGCUAACCCAAGUGGAGAGGCAGACAGCACCCACCAUAGCAUGGUCAUUGACCGACUGGGCCACAAGAUCCAAGGGGUGCUGUGUGACGGGGAGACUAAUGAAGUCGUGGCCUCAACUGUGGUCAGCUGCCUCAGUAUUGAUGAAGGCACCAUCACGAUUGUCAGGGAAGGAUGCGUCCCUGCAGUUAAAGUCAGAGAGAUUUUCGACAGAGUGAAAGGCACAACGGCCUAAAUCUUAGCUACCAGUUCAUCUAUUUAAAUAACAAUGUUAUUUAUGUCUCUGUGUCGGGGCUAAACCAUGAAGGAGUACUGAAGAAGUACACAUCUGAAGGAAAACAAGUACCAUGAUAUUCAUGUAUGCAUAACUGGGGAUUGUUCAGAAAAUGUUACAAUGAACCUCGGAAAAGAGGGCAAAUAUUUUUAUUUAUGGCAAUUAUAAGCUUCAUUGGGGGUAUCAUUGUGACUGUCAGAAAUUGUAAGUCUGAUGUAAAUAGUUUGUUUUUCUUUAACAAUUAAAAUCA
Molecule: messenger RNA, 5334 nt
Organism: Entelurus aequoreus (snake pipefish)
Lineage: Eukaryota; Metazoa; Chordata; Actinopteri; Syngnathiformes; Syngnathidae
Exons: 17
Coding region: 2400-5045 (881 amino acids)
Biological process (GO): regulation of translational fidelity
Cellular component (GO): cytoplasm
Molecular function (GO): double-stranded RNA binding; tRNA binding; nucleotidyltransferase activity
Source: RefSeq, a predicted model, not a curated record